AUGGCGGCUCGAGCGCCUAAACAGUGGCAGUUAUCCAAGAACGAAACCAUAACUUCUUACGAAAGCUGGAGACAGAACUUAAUAUAUAUCCUAUCCCUCGACAGCAAUUUUAUACCCUUUCUUGAAGCCACAUGGCAAAAGAAGACCUCUACUCAUCCCCACCGAGGCUUGGUCGAUGAUGCAGACCCUAUUCCUGAACCUAGACGGUUAACCGCCGUUCAAAAGAACGCUCGUUUAGAUUUAUUGCUUGGUCAAAUUGCCAAUUUUUGCCCUGUCGUUUCACGCAGUUCCAUCGUUAAGAAUUCAGUCUCUCUUAAUGAUAUUUGGCAGAAAAUCCGCCAGCACUAUGGAUUCCAGUCCACCGGGGCUCACUUCCUCGACCUAGCCACUAUUAUCCGGCAACCCGACGAGCGACCAGAAGACUUAUACCAAUGCCUCAUGGCAUUCUUUGAAGAUAACUUACUAACUGCUGGUGGGGGCAUCACCCAUCAUGGAGAGGCGUUGGAAGCUGACGAAGAUUUAACCCCCACCCUGGAAAACACCAUCGUCGUUCUGUGGCUUCAACUAAUACACCCAGGACUACCCUUGUUGGUGAAGCAAAAAUAUGGAUCUGAGCUGCGGAACAAAUCCCUGGCCUCGUUAAAACCAGAAAUAUCCCAGGCACUCUCUUCCCUCCUUGAUGAGCUACGAUUAAUCGAUGAGACUCGGACAAUGCGCAUUGGCAGUACAAACCCACGACGAAAUCCUACCAGUGCCUCAGACAACCCACGACGUAAAGCAUUCCGGUCAUGUAUUCUAUGCAAGACCGCUGGCCGCCCGCAUACAAGCCAUGACCUCAUGGAUUGUCGCUAUUUACCAGAGCGAGACAGGCGACCAUGGACUCGUUCACGACUUUUGAAGGACGACUAUGAUGAUCUGCACCCUGAAGACUGCGAUACCGUUGACCUUAGUGACGAGGGUGUUGCUAACGCUGUGCUGGUCGAUGACUCUACUGCCCAUCGUGUGAGUAUCGUUAGUCCCCUGUCCUCCGCACCUUUUACAAUCAGCACCCCAUCCAGUUGACCUUAGACACUGGUGCAACGUCCAACAUGGUUCGAGCCUCAUCAGCCACAGCUUACGGAUUUCCUGUAUCCCCUGCUUCUCAGAUGGCUCGCCAGGCUGAUGGUGUUACCCCAAUGGAUGUGGUUGGUGAAGUCCAUUGCUCACUCAUCCGAGGUUCGUCCACAUUUGAACUCGAUGCCCUAGUUGUUCGCCAACUUGAUGUUGACAUUUUGGCUGGCAAUCCUUUCUUGUCCAAAAAUGACAUUGCUAUUCGCCCUGCAAAGCGCGAAAUUUUAAUUGGUGGUACAGAUGUUGUGCAUUACGGCCCACCAGCGAAGUCGAUCCCCCAUUCCGCUGCUAGACGCACGCAGUCCUUCCUUCUCCGCAGCCCACAGCACAUGGUUGUCUUACCCGGUGACUAUCUCCAGCUCACUACACCUCUGGAGUCUGAUCCCGAUGCUUUGUGGGCCUUGGAACCUAGACUCGAUAGCCCCUCUAACCUUUCUCAGAAGCUGGAAGCCGCAUGGCCUCAGCCACAGGCCAUUGUUUCCGUAGAUCAUACCUUGCGUAUUCCCAACACAACCUCUUCUCCGAUUCUCAUAAAGAAGGGUGAACAGUUAUGCCAAGUUCGGCAUAUCAUACCUCCCUUCCCCACCGACCCAUGUGCCUCGCCUUCCAGUACCUGUCGUCCUGUGAUUUGCCCUCCUGUCCACAGCAAGCCGUUUUCUAGCACAGUCGUUCUUGAUCCAGAUUCCUCUCUUCCACCCCACAUCCGUGACCAGUUCAGAGAUCUUCAUCUCGAGUAUGACGAUGUGUUCAACCCCACCAUCUCCAAGUACAAUGGUGCUAGUGGCAAGAUUGAAGCCGUCGUCAAUAUGGGCCCAACCCUUCCUCCUCAACGGAAAGGUCGCCUACCACAGUACAACCGAAGAACUAUGGAGGCGUUACAAGCUAAGUUCGACGAGCUUGAAGCCUCUGGAGUCUUUGCCAAACCUGAACAGGUUAACGUUCAUGUUGAAUACCUGAACACUUCUUUCCUUGUAAAGAAGCCAAAUGGUGGAAGUCGUCUCGUAACAUCCUUCGGUGCGGUUGCCCAGUACAGUAAACCACAGCCCUCACUCAUGCCGAAUGUUGACAGUGUUUUACGCGCCAUAGGACAAUGGCAAUACGUCAUUAUCACUGACUUGUUAAAGUCUUUUUAUCAAAUUCCCUUGGCUGCUUCGUCCAUUAAGUACUGUGGAGUCGCCACUCCAUAUAAAGGUAUCCGUGUCUACACCCGAUCUGCCAUGGGUAUGCCUGGCUCCGAGACCUGUUUGGAGGAGUUAAUGUCCAGGGUCUUAGGUGACCUCAUUCAGGAGGGCUGUGUUGCUAAAAUCGCCGACGACCUGUAUAUUGGUGGAAAUACCCCUAGUGAGGUACUCUCCCUACUGAACGUGCUCUCCCUACUGAAGAAGGACAACCUUCGCCUAUCAGCCUCCAAACCAUCAUCUGCCCACAGAAAGCUGUUGUGUUAGGCUGGACCUGGUCCAAAGGCACCUUGCAGGCUAGUCCACACAAGCUUGCUGCCUUAUCCUCUGUUGCUCCGCCCUCUACAGUACGAGGCUUACGAUCCUUUAUUGGCUCAUACAAGGUACUCAGCCGAGUACUCCCAAAGUAUGCCGAGCUGCUCGACCCUCUCGAUCAGGCUACCGCCGGCAAGGAGUCUCGGGAGCGAAUCCGUUGGUCUGACGAGUUACCGCUAGCAUUCAAGACUGCACAACAAGCCCUAGAGAAUCACAAAACUAUCUCACUUCCUCAGUCUGAUGAUGCGCUCUGGAUUGUUACAGACGGUUCCGUAAAGAACAGGGGCAUAGCAGCCACCCUCUAUAUUGAACGCGACGGAAAGCUCCUAUUAGCUGGUUUCUUCAACGCCAAGUUGCGUAAACAUCAGGUGACUUGGCUUCCUUGUGAGAUAGAAGCUUUGGGCAUCAGUGCUGCCAUAAAGCACUUUGCCCCUUACAUCAUACAAUCUGUCCACACUACCCAGGUUCUCACGGACAGUCGACCUUGUGUUCAAGCAUACGACAAGCUCAAGCGUGGCGAGUUCUCAGCCAGUUCACGAGUCACUACCUUCCUGUCAACUGUUAGUCGUUAUCGAGUCCAUGUGCGCCACAUCGCUGGAGCAGAGAAUCUUCCAUCCGAUUUUGCCAGCAGAAACCCUCGACAAUGUUUAGAUUCUAGUUGUCAGAUUUGCAAAUUCAUCAUAGAAAUGGAGGAUUCUGUCGUCCGUGAAAUCUCUGUGAGUGACGUCAUGGAAGGUUCCAUUCGAAUGCCCUUCAAUAGUAGAGCAGCCUGGCAAGCUACACAGCAGGAGUGUCCUGAUCUCCGGCGAACUCACUCCCACCUUCAUCAAGGCACCCGCCCCUCCAAGAAAAUCACCAAGAUCAUUGAUGUCAAGCGUUACCUCAAGGAUGUCAUCAUUGCGUCCGACGGCCUCCUUAUCGUGAAAGACACUCAACCAUUCCAGCCCAGCCGCGAGCGCAUAGUCGUGCCCCGCUCCGCACUUGAUGGCCUGCUGACGGCACUUCAUAUCAGAUUAACCCAUCCGUCUAAAUACCAACUCAAACGUCUGUUCAACCGGUACUUCUUUGCCCUGGAUGUUGAUAAGGCAAUUGAGGCGGUCUUGUCAUCUUGUCAUCUCUGCCAGUCAGUGAAGACAAUUCCUAAGCAUCUACAGCCCCAGUCUACUUCAGACGCCCCUUCAGCCAUUGGUAUCUCGUUCGCCGCAGACGUGAUACGCCGUAACUGCCCGUACAUACUUGUUAUGCGAGAGACCGUGUCCUCAUACACUAUCGCUUCUCUCAUUGAGAGCGAAAAGCAUGAGAUUCUACGUGAUGCCCUCUUGAUCCUAUGCUCCGAGCUCCGAUCUCUGCAUGCUGGUGGUGUGACAGUACGCGUGGAUCCCGCCCCAGGAUUCUCUGCCCUCGCAAAUGACAAGUUCCUUAUCUCGUCUGGCAUUCAUUUGGAGGUGGGCAGACCUAAGAACCUUAAUAAGAAUCCCGUCGCUGAACACGCAAUUGGCGAGCUUGGUGCAGAGCUCCUUAACCUAAAUCCUGAAGGAGGCCCAGUCUCAAAGGUCGUGUUAGCUCUCGCUGUUGCCAACUUGAAUUCCCGAAUCCGACGCGAUGGCCUUUCUGCCCAUGAAGUCUGGACCCAAAGAGAUCAGUUAACUGGUGAGCAGCUACCCUUCAUCGACCGCGACCUUAUUCUCAAUCAAAACGUAUCUCGUAAGCAGAACCACCUACCCAGUGCUAAAUCGAAAGCUACUGGUAUACUAGGUUAUCCCACUCCUACUAUCUCUGUUGGAGACCUGGUUUACUUGACACGUGACAAGGACAAGCUAAAAGCUCGCGAAAAGUACCUCGUUAUUGACAUCGACCCAAGCAAGAUGUGCCACCUACGGAAAUUCACAAGCUCACAGUUUCGAAGCAAAGUCUACCUCGUACCUAUGGCCGAUUGUUAUCCGUUGAAGCCCUCAGUUGUAGCUCAACCCUCUCAAGGACCUGUCCGUGGGCAGGAUGAGCGACUAGAGUCCGAUUCCGACAACGAGUAUAAUACCAGUACAGAGGCCGAAGAACAUACUAGAAGUGUUACUCCACCAAUCAUCGUACCACCUUCCCCUCCAGUAGCCGAUGCCAUUAGCGGCAUAUCUGCUCCACCCACCCCCACAACCACUGAAGCUGUUGUGGCCUGCAAGCAUUCGUCUUCAGUCGUGCCUCCCCGAAAAUCAGUCCGUGAGCGAAGACCUCCUUAUUGGUGCACCCAGGAUUGGGAUUUGAAUCGUUAUUGA
Messenger RNA from Paramuricea clavata, 4870 nucleotides. Lineage: Eukaryota; Metazoa; Cnidaria; Anthozoa; Malacalcyonacea; Plexauridae. The record is from the annotation of a GenBank genome assembly.